AUGGAGAGUCCCUGUGGAAUUUUAAUCAUAUUUGGACUUUUUCUUCCGGCGUUUGGACAAUUUAUGCCUUCGAAUUUUGCAUGUUCGUCCCCGAAUUCAACAACUUUUGUUUUUACCUGGGUCCGACCGAACGACCCUACAAGCCAAGUGCAGGGCUACCACCUUACCAUCUCCCGGUCAGAUGGUCUACAGGUCGACAAUUUCCCGCAAAUGGUGAUCCCUGGUUACUUGGUACAGACGUACACUGUGUAUGGUGUUGGGAAGUUCGCUGUUUACACGGCUAACUUACACUGUUAUACCGCCAGCGGAAACGAGGCCGAUGUCACAAUUGACUGUAAAUCUAUGGCAGACGCCCCUAAUGGUGCCCCAAAUUACGUCAACGCGACAGGAAUUUCCUACUCAGAGGUCGAUGUUGUUUGGGACGAGGUAGAGGAAAUUUACAGGAACGGCGUACUUCUUGGCUACAAGAUUAUAUAUUUCGCUCUGGAUAACUGGACCCCACAAACUGCUGACGUCAGCAACACAACUUUCAAUUACGUCAUUAGCUCUCUAGAUUAUGACACCAAAUAUGUUGUCAGCGUACUUGCGUAUACAUCAUACGGAGACGGCCCACAAACUACUGAUAUCGACAAGACCUUGGGUCCUACAACGUCGCCGCCGGAGGAAGAGAAAAAAUACUUCUGCUAUGAGAUGAUCCCGGGGGUGAUCGAAAUCGGCUGGAAUGGCAUGCCUUGUACAAUCUAUAUGGGUGUAAUCGGAUUUCUCUUCGUCUUCGCUCUCAUCUUCGGCAUCGCAUGCUGUUGUGGGGGUGGCGGUGCUGCAGCCGGCGCAGGGGCUGGCGGCGUUGGUGGUGGUGGCGGAGGUUCCCGGGUAGAACCAUACAACGAGUACGAUAGCGGAGAUGAUGAUGACGAUGGUUAUGCAAAUAACAAAUCUCAUAAUUCAGCAAAGAGUACUGGACAGGUUACGUCACGUGACGUCUGGUUAGCAAGCCCCGCUCCCGGAGAUUACGACGACGAACACGACGAAGUGUCGACUCCAUUCCCGCCUCCGUCAACAUUUAUUCCUCGCGUCGGCGCAGUUGCGAAACCGAAACCAACUGAUAAUAACCCCGCACCGAAUACUGAAACCACUACAAGAAACAAUGACUCAAAUAUUGUGAUUGAAGAUGAUGAAGGCUUUAUCUAA
Messenger RNA from Ylistrum balloti, 1188 nucleotides. Its product is annotated as contactin-5-like. Gene Ontology annotation, biological process: axon guidance; cell-cell adhesion. Lineage: Eukaryota; Metazoa; Mollusca; Bivalvia; Pectinida; Pectinidae. The transcript is spliced from 8 exons. Gene Ontology annotation, cellular component: plasma membrane; axon. Gene Ontology annotation, molecular function: protein binding. The record is from RefSeq and is a predicted model, not a curated record. Bases 1 to 1188 code for a protein of 395 amino acids.